Molecule: messenger RNA, 672 nt
Organism: Symsagittifera roscoffensis
Lineage: Eukaryota; Metazoa; Xenacoelomorpha; Acoela; Convolutidae
Product: NADH dehydrogenase [ubiquinone] 1 alpha subcomplex subunit 8-like
Exons: 3
Coding region: 3-578 (191 amino acids)
Biological process (GO): mitochondrial electron transport, NADH to ubiquinone
Source: RefSeq, a predicted model, not a curated record
AAAUGUCAGGGGAACGGAAAAGGUAUGGCUUCACGCUUAGCAAAAAUAACAAACCCAUUCACGAGCUGCCUUCUUUUGAAGAAAUAGACUCACAAGAGAUCAACGUUGGCUACGCUGGAAUCAAGGCCAUGUCUUUCUUCUUUGCAAAUUACUGCGACCGCGAAAGAAACGAGUUCAUGUUGUGUCUGCGAGAAGAGAACGGAGACAUGCGCCAGUGUCUACCAGAGGGCAGAUCAGUCACAGCAUGUGGAAAGGAACUACUGAGCAAGAUCAAAGCACAGUGUGCGGAUGAGUUCACAGAACACGCAGGUUGUCUGCACAGGGACAAGAUGGGAUUCCAGAGACAUUGUAGGAAGACUCAGUGGCCGUUUGAAGAGUGCAUGGUGAAGAAACUGGGCAUUGAGAAGCUUGGUUUAGGCGAAGUGCAAAAGUAUCGAGUGAUGGACACAACUAGACCUCGUUUCGACCACGAAUCCCUUCGGAUAAAUAAGAAGCCGCCUGCCCCACAUGAGUCCAAAUACGACCCAGACUACAAACCACCCGGAGGCUGGUGGGCCAACCCCUUUUUCAAAACCUAGUGCACAAUCUAGUAGAAUUUGUCUGAAACUGAACUCUAACUUGUUAACUGGGAUUUAUAAAGAUAUUAAAAACAAAACUGAACAAUUUAUUUUU